AUGAAUGGUCAAGUCAAAUCGAUGGCGGGUGCGGAAAGGGCACAGUAUAAAGUCAAAAGAGAUUGUCAACUGAAAACUGGUGGGGAAGCAACACUUGUUCUGAAGUAUAGACACAUUUCAGCAUAUCUAUACCCACUUAAUUUACUGCCGCGAGAGCUACAGUGUAUAUCCCAAGGAUUGCAUAACCAAAUAUUACCAAGCACACAACAUUCUAAUCAUCAUGGGUGGCAAGUAAAUCAGGAAACAGAAAGGCUACGACGGCACGGGAAACAUAUUUUUCAAUAUUACGUGCUCCAUCAUCUAAAAGUUUUCCGCACACUAAGUUACCUUUCAAACUCCGAGCUCGAAAUCUUAAACGAUGUAGAAACUUUACUUGGACACGAAAUUAUUGAAGAAUUUAUGAGACUCAACUCAUUAUCACAAGACGUUGAAAUACAAUCCAGGUUUCUAAAGAAUGAGUUUAUUGAAAAAGAAUUAUUUUUGCAAAAAAAACAAAAGAUUUUGAAAGCCACCACCAUAGGAAGUUUUUACACAAUGGUUGGAAUCGUGCACAUCAACCAUAAUGCCGGAUACAAGGAAUUUAUGGACAAGAUGAUGAGUGGAAGCAGGGGCUUUAUAGAAAUAUUGAAGAACCAAAACUAA
Messenger RNA from Lodderomyces elongisporus, 642 nucleotides. RefSeq lists its product as uncharacterized. The record is from RefSeq and is a predicted model, not a curated record. Lineage: Eukaryota; Fungi; Ascomycota; Pichiomycetes; Serinales; Debaryomycetaceae. The transcript has a single exon. Bases 1 to 642 code for a protein of 213 amino acids.